This is a messenger RNA of Penicillium subrubescens, 657 nucleotides long. RefSeq lists its product as uncharacterized. Lineage: Eukaryota; Fungi; Ascomycota; Eurotiomycetes; Eurotiales; Aspergillaceae. The transcript has 2 exons. Bases 1 to 657 code for a protein of 218 amino acids. The record is from RefSeq and is a predicted model, not a curated record.
AUGUGCUUCAGCGAGUACUUCGCUGUUAUCCCGCAGGGAUGCCGUGCCGAGAACAAGCAUGCCUACAUGCUGAAGGACGUCAUCCCAUGCUUCGAAACCGUUUUCCUCGCUAUGGCCCGAAAUGCCGACGCUGGCGGCGAUCCAGCUACCCUAAAUAUCACCCUCUGCGGCCCCAAGGACUGUCUCAAGAUCGACUGCUUCCGUCAGAAGCUUGAGGUCAAGGCCCUGCAGGUGAAGGACCCUUACUGUCCUGUUUGCCUGUGUGAGAAGACUCUUGCUGAGGCGUUGACAGUGGAAGAGAAUGAAAACACCCAAUAUGCCAUCCUGCCAAAUGGCAAUGUCCUUCGCCCCGCCGCCGACAACCACAACGCGCUGCCAAAAUACGUGGUUCAACGCCAGUUCUUCCUCAAGAGGGAAAUCAUGUCCGAGUCCAAGCCCAUCAGUGUCAAGACUGAUGUGUCCAGCAAGUUGCGCCCCGCCCCCCGCCACUCCAAGCUGCCGGCCGGCAUCUGGGAUGAGCCUGACGUCGACGAUACAUUCAACAUGUAUGUGUCGAUGUUCAUGGGACUCUACGAUAAGCACGGUCGUAAUGAGUUGGAGGAGGUUCCGGGUGCUGAGCUUCGAUGGUUCUAUGAUCCUUGGGCCGAUGAGGAGUGA